AUGAAUGGUACAGAAGGAGAUAACUUCUAUGUGCCCUUGUCCAACAAGACAGGACUGGUGAGGAGUCCGUUCGAAUACCCCCAGUACUACCUGGCUGAACCCUGGAAAUUUUCAGUGCUGGCAGCCUACAUGUUCUUCCUCAUCAUAACAGGUUUCCCCAUCAAUUUCCUCACCCUGUAUGUUACCCUUGAGCAUAAGAAACUUCGGCAGCCCCUCAACUACAUCCUCCUCAACCUGGCUGUGGCCGACCUCUUCAUGGUCAUUGGUGGAUUUACUACCACCAUCAUCACCUCAAUGAAUGGCUAUUUUGUCUUCGGACCAAGUGGUUGUAACUUCGAAGGCUUCUUUGCUACACUUGGCGGUGAAGUUAGUCUUUGGUCCCUUGUGGUUCUUGCUAUUGAACGAUAUGUGGUUGUCUGUAAACCCAUGAGUAACUUCCGAUUUGGCAAUCAACAUGCCAUGAUAGGUGUUGCAUUCACAUGGAUCAUGGCCUCGGCUUGUGCCGUACCCCCACUGAUGGGAUGGUCCAGGUAUAUUCCUGAGGGAAUGCAAUGCUCAUGUGGAAUCGAUUACUACACUAUGAAACCUGAAGUGAAUAAUGAGUCCUUCGUCAUCUAUAUGUUUGUUGUGCACUUCACUAUCCCUCUAGUUAUUAUAUUCUUUUGCUAUGGUCGCCUGGUCUGCACAGUGAAAGAGGCUGCAGCCCAGCAACAGGAAUCAGAGACAACCCAGAGGGCUGAGAGGGAAGUGACGAGAAUGGUGAUUAUCAUGGUGAUCGCCUUCCUCAUCUGUUGGACACCAUAUGCUUCAGUCGCUAUCUUCAUCUUCACCAACCAAGGCAGUGACUUUGGGCCGAUCUUCAUGACUAUCCCAGCUUUCUUUGCCAAAAGCUCAGCUGUCUACAACCCUCUCAUUUACAUUCUGAUGAAUAAACAGUUCCGUAACUGCAUGAUCACCACCCUUUGCUGUGGCAAGAAUCCAUUUGAAGAGGAAGAGUCUACCUCAGCCAGUGCCAGCAAGACAGAGGCUUCCUCUGUCUCCUCCAGCCAGGUGGCUCCUGCAUAA
Carcharodon carcharias (great white shark) is the source of this 1065-nucleotide messenger RNA. RefSeq names its product rhodopsin. The transcript has 5 exons. Gene Ontology annotation, cellular component: photoreceptor outer segment; membrane. Gene Ontology annotation, molecular function: G protein-coupled receptor activity. NCBI's taxonomy places the organism in Eukaryota, Metazoa, Chordata, Chondrichthyes, Lamniformes, Lamnidae. Gene Ontology annotation, biological process: visual perception; G protein-coupled receptor signaling pathway; phototransduction. The record is from RefSeq and is a predicted model, not a curated record. Bases 1 to 1065 code for a protein of 354 amino acids.